Marmota flaviventris (yellow-bellied marmot) is the source of this 690-nucleotide messenger RNA. The record is from RefSeq and is a predicted model, not a curated record. Lineage: Eukaryota; Metazoa; Chordata; Mammalia; Rodentia; Sciuridae.
AUGGCUGCACCUGUGCCAGCGCUGUGGCCAGUCACCCACAUCAUCUUUGACAUGGACGGCCUGCUUUUGGAUACUGAACGGAUACGUUCAGGGGUGUUGGAAGAAAUAUGUGGUCGUUAUGAGAAGAAGUACACCUGGGAUGUCAAGUCCCUGGUUCUGGGUAAAAAGUCGUUAGAGGCUGCUGAGAUCAUGGUUGACGUCCUGAAGCUCCCGAUGUCCAAAGAGGAGCUGGUGGAGGAGAGCCAAACGAAGUUAAGGGAUCUGUUCCCAGCAGCUGAGCUCAUGCCUGGCGCGGAAAAACUGAUCCACCACCUGCUGAAGCACAACAUACCCAUCGCCGUGGGCACGAGCUCAGAGUCCGCGUCCUUCGAAAUGAAAACCAGAAGACACAAGGAAUUCUUCAGUUUGUUUAACCACAUCGCGUUGGGAGAUGAUGUGAAGAAUGGCAAACCAGACCCUGAAAUAUUUCUCACCUGUGCUAGGAGGUUCUUUCCUCCUCCAGCCCCUGAAAAGUUCCUUGUCUUUGAAGAUGCUCCCAAUGGGGUGGAGGCAGCCCUGGCGGCUGGGAUGCAGGUGGUCAUGGUACCAGAUGAAAACCUGAGCCCAGACUUGACGAGAAAGGCCACUCUGGUGCUCAGGUCCCUGCAGGACUUCCAGCCUGAACUGUUUGGUUUGCCUGCCUACGAGUGA